GAUAUGGAUUUAGACUACCAGCAAAAAUUGGGAGCCCCCUGUCUAAAAUGUAAAGAAAACUGUGCAGGGUUUGAACUUCACUUCUGGAAGAAAGUAUGUCGUAACUGCAAAUGUAGGCCAGAAGAGCAUGACAUUUUCCUGAGCACUGAGGAGAACCAGAAAGUGGGGAGACUCUUUGAUGACAUCAAGUACACCAACCUGAUUGCCAAGAUGAAGUCAGAGGGAAUUUCUGUAAACAAACGCAAUGCUAGAAUAAUGACCAAUCCAAAUGAUGCCAAGAAGAAUCCCUCCACCAACACUGUUACCUAUGCCAAGAAGAAAGUCUCCACCAACAAUCUUACCUAUAAGUGGACUCCCCCAUUCCAGAACCAGGCACUGCCCAGGAAGUACAUGCAGAUUCAGCUUAAGGAGAAACAGCCAGUGUCAGAUUCACAAAUGGCACAGUACCGGAAGAAGCAGCUGGCGAUGCAGCUACCUGCACAUGACCAGGACCCUUCUAAGUGCCAUGAGUUGUCUCCCAAAGAGGUGAAGGAGAUGGAGCAGUUUGUGAAGAAAUAUAAGAACGAGGCUCUAGGAGUAGGUAACAUGAAGCUUCCCUCUGAGAUGAAUGCUUACUGUAACAAUGUGCACUACCCUGCAGGAGUCAGAAACACCACAGAAGCAAUGGGUUCCAAGAACAAGUCUAAGGAGUCUAAGAAGACCCAAUACUCCUGUUACUGCUGCAAACACACCAUAAAGGAAGGAGAUCCAGCCAUCUAUGCUGAAAGGGCUGGCUAUGAUAAACUCUGGCACCCAGAUUGUUUUAUCUGUAGUACCUGUGGUGAACUCCUGGUCAACAUGAUUUACUUCUGGAAGAAUGGAAAGCUAUACUGUGGCAGGCAUUACUGUGACAGUGAAAAGCCCCGCUGUGCUGGCUGUGAUGAGCUGAUAUUCAGCAAGGAAUAUACCCAAGCAGAAAAUAAGAAUUGGCAUCUGAAACACUUCUGCUGCAUUGAUUGCAACUACAUCCUGGCAGGAAAAUUAUAUGUGAUGGUCAGUGACAAGCCUGUAUGCAAACCCUGCUACAUGAGGAACCAUGCUGCGGUGUGUCAAGGCUGCCACAAUGCCAUUGACCCAGAAGUGCAGAGAGUAACCUACAAUAACUUCAGCUGGCAUGCAUCCACAGAGUGCUUCCUAUGCUCUUUCUGCAAGAAGUGUCUUUUUGGGCAGAAGUUCACGCUUGUAAAGGGGAUGGUUUUCUGUUCCAUGGAGUGUAAGAAGAUGAUGUCCUAA
Molecule: messenger RNA, 1272 nt
Organism: Arvicanthis niloticus (Nile rat)
Lineage: Eukaryota; Metazoa; Chordata; Mammalia; Rodentia; Muridae
Source: RefSeq, a predicted model, not a curated record